CAUCGUGCCCCCAGCCUUCACCUGUGAAAUAUUUAUUGUUCUAUCACUGAUGUCACAUUUGUCUUCUGCGAUUUAGCAUUUGUGUCAUAUUCUUGUGUGCUCCCACUUCUAAGUCACCUGUACGACUCGGUCAUCUGCACCGCAAUUGCCCAAUCUGUGGUCCACUUCCUUUUUUGUCAAAACCUCACUGAGUCGCUCUUUGCGUCAAUUGACCUUAUCGACACCCUCCACGAUGACACGAGCUACGCGGGGCUCUACUCGGAUUGCAGCAGCAGCAUCAUUGAAAGAUGUGAAGGAUGAACCAGUGCAGCUCUCAAGUCCUCCAUCAAGCCCACCAGCGACGCCAAAACCUGCCUCUUCGCGCAAGAGGAAGGCUGUCAAGGAGGAAGAUGUAUCACCACAUAAAGCCUUGUCGACACCCAAGGGUACGAAACGAGCCAAGAAAGUAAAAAAGGAAGUCGAUGUUGAUGAUCUGCCGCACAACUUGGGGGCUAUACCUGAUCUCACGCCUGAAUCAGGAGAAGUGGACUCAACUUCGUCUGCGAAGAAGACCAAGAAGGCAACAACAAUGAAAAAGCUAUCUAAGACGAAGAAGGAAGAUGUUGACGAUCUUGUCGAAAAAGCCACAACAACUGAAAAGAAGACAACAAAGAAGAAAUCCAGUUACGGCCUGACACCAGGCCAGACGCCGUAUCCCAACUAUCCGCAUCCUACACCUGAAGAAUGUGAGGAAGUGACACGCAUUCUCUCUAAGGUUCAUGGUAAAGUCACGAUGCCCAAAGAGAUCCCAUUACCAUCUCUCGAAGUAUCUGGCUGCGGCGAAGUCCCAUCCGUGCUUGAUGCUCUGAUUCGCACGCGCUUAUCAGCCGCUACAUCCGGCACAAACUCAUCUCGCGCCUUUGCGGGUCUCGUCAAACGCUUCGGCAUCCUGCAAUCUGGCGUCGGCAAAGGCAGCGUCGACUGGAACUCUGUACGCAAGGCCGACGUGAAAGAGAUCUUCGAAGCAAUCAAGUCUGGCGGCCUCGCAGACGUUAAGAGCAAAGAUAUCAAGAAGAUUUUGCAAAUGGUGUGGCAAGAGAACCAAGCGCGCCGCGAUGCCCUGAAGUCCUCAACAGACGAAGCACAGGGAGAAGCCAAUGAGGCAUCCGAAGAGAAGAACAAGGAAAUGCAGAAAGCAGACCAAGACAUCGUAUCCCUGGAUCAUCUGCACUUGCUCUCUACCGACGACGCGUUCGCCCACCUGACAUCUUACCCCGGUAUCGGCCCCAAGACUGCAUCAUGCGUGCUGCUAUUCUGCCUGCAACGCCCCUCGUUCGCAGUCGACACACACGUCUUCCGGCUUUGUAAGUGGCUAGGCUGGGUUCCUGAAGCGGGUGACGAGCGCGGUCUGGCACCUGGUGCAAAAGGGAACUUUACAGGCCCGAACCGCAACUCGACGUAUGCGCACUGUGAGGUCAGGGUGCCCGAUCAUCUAAAGUACCCGCUACACCAGCUGCUUAUCAAGCAUGGCAAGAGCUGUCCGCGGUGCAGGGCAAUCACAGGAGAGAGCAGUGACGGGUGGGAGAAGGGGUGCCCGAUUGAUCAUCUUGUACGGAGGAGCGGGGCUCGUAAGGGCGAUGGAACGAGUCCUGUCAAGGCUAACGGCAAGGCCGCAAACGGAAAGAAAACGCAGGGCAGAGGGAAGAGGGCGAAGCAGGCCGAGAGUGAGGAUGAGAGCGAGGCAGAGGCCAGCGAGCUUAGCGAUGCAGAAAGCAGUGCGUUGAGCGACCUCGUGAGCGACGCAGAGGUCGAAGCGUCAGAAGACGGCUCCGAAUCCGAAUAACGUCUUCGAAACAUUCGCAACCAACCCCCUCUCCUGCAUCAACAAACAUUAUUCCAUUUCAUCAACAUCUACAUCUAAUCUGUACUCAUGGGUU
Messenger RNA from Boeremia exigua, 1916 nucleotides. RefSeq names its product DNA glycosylase. Gene Ontology annotation, biological process: base-excision repair. NCBI's taxonomy places the organism in Eukaryota, Fungi, Ascomycota, Dothideomycetes, Pleosporales, Didymellaceae. The record is from RefSeq and is a predicted model, not a curated record. Gene Ontology annotation, molecular function: catalytic activity. The transcript has a single exon. Bases 233 to 1822 code for a protein of 529 amino acids.